AUGACCAAGCUCGCCCCACCACAAGUAGAGGCGUGGAAACUUGGCAGCAAGCAGCGCCUGCAGGAGAUGCUACAACAGCAGCGGGAAAUGGAGCAGAAUAGUAUGAUUAGUCGUGAGAAGCACGAGGAAAUCCUUGGGGAAGCAGAAAAAUUUUUGCAGGAGGUGGAGCAAAAGGCAAGGGCAGCCAAACACACGGAAGAAGAUUCGCCAUCACUGCCGUUUGUUAGUUUGCGUACAGGUCCGGCGUACUCUGCUAACUCUGCGGGCGCGCACUGUACUUCCCCCAAAUGCCGAGCGCCCUCGGGCAGCAUCCCUAACGGCAUGAGCGGCAUAAAGGUUGUCAGGUUCACGUUGCCGGCAGGCGGAAAGGCAAAGGAGGAGGCGAUUAAUCAACUGCGCACCAGCCCUGGCGGCGUCCAACACCUGUCUAGCAAGGACAAAUACUCCAUGCUUCUGCGGGAGCAAGACAAUUUGUUGCGUCAGAAGGAGGAGAAUAAGGAGGAGUACAAUAAGUUGGUGGAGCAGGCUGUUGCCUACCAUGAACAGCAGAGGGCAUUGAAGCAGAUGCAUCAGGAACAGGAGUGUGAGGAUGUAAAUGACGAGCCUGCGUAA
Molecule: messenger RNA, 612 nt
Organism: Trypanosoma rangeli
Lineage: Eukaryota; Euglenozoa; Kinetoplastea; Trypanosomatida; Trypanosomatidae
Exons: 1
Coding region: 1-612 (203 amino acids)
Source: RefSeq, a predicted model, not a curated record